Molecule: messenger RNA, 1278 nt
Organism: Phaeoacremonium minimum UCRPA7
Lineage: Eukaryota; Fungi; Ascomycota; Sordariomycetes; Togniniales; Togniniaceae
Product: putative mak32 protein
Exons: 2
Coding region: 1-1278 (425 amino acids)
Source: RefSeq, a predicted model, not a curated record
AUGGACCAAACGACGUCCAAAGCGUCCUCGGACGACGACGACAAGUCACUCGAGCGCCAGGGCAUCGAUUUUGUGACGUUGGGCAUGUUCAUCAUAGGUGAGACCUUUCUCAUAAUCGCGGAUGAGAUCGAGUAUUUACCACCCAAGCCUGCUGUCCGGGAUAUUCUGGGCGGUGCUGGCUCCUAUUCCGCCCUGGGAGCCCGGCUGCUCUCCCCGCCUCCGCUGUCGUCAACCGUGGGCUGGAUCAUAGAUAAGGGCUCAGACUUCCCGGAGUCGAUUACCACCCUCGUGGAGAGCUGGGAAACAACAGCCAUAUUCCGUGAGGAUCCUGCCCGGCUGACUACGCGUGGCUGGAACGGCUACGUCGACGAGUCCGAGCGCCGCGCCUUCAAGUACACAACGCCUAAGAAGCGACUCACGGGCGCGGACCUCACGCCGGAGCUGCUGAACUCGCGCGCCUUCCAUAUGGUGUGCAGCCCCGCGCGGUGCCGGGAGCUCGUCACCGAGAUCGUCACCCGCCGCAAGGCCGAGAUCGACCCGGACCAGUACACCGGCAAGCCCGUCAUCAUCUGGGAGCCGGUGCCGGACCUGUGCACGCCCGAGGAGCUGCUCAACCUCACCAACUGCCUGCCGAUCGUCGACAUCUGCUCGCCCAACCACGCCGAGCUGGCCGGCUUCAUGGGCGACACGGGGCUGGACCCGGAGACCGGCGAGAUCUCCACGUCGGCCGUCGAGCGCAGCUGCGAGCAGCUGCUCGGCUCGAUGCCGCUGCAGAGCUUCACGCUCGUGGUCCGCGCCGGGGAGAAGGGCUGCUACGUGGCGCGCAACGGCGGCCGCAAGAGGACGACCGGGGCCAAGAGCGGCACGAAGCGGCGCAAGAAGGACUACACUCGCGGUGGGCUGCAGCCGGAUACGGACAUGGAGGCGCUGUUCGCGGGCCUGCUGCAGGACGAAGGGGGCUCGAUCGCACGCGAGGAGAUUGAGGUGGACCCGGGCAUCGAGCGGUGGAUUCCGGCGGUGCACACUGACAAAGGCAAGGUUGUCGAUCCGACGGGCGGCGGUAAUACGUUCCUCGGCGGCUUGGCUGUCGGUCUGGCGAGAGGAAAGGGGGUUGAGGAGGCUGCGACAUGGGGCAGCGUCGCGGCUAGCUUUGCCAUUGAGCAGGUUGGUGUCCCUGAGAUAGGGAAGGAUGAGGAAGGCAACGAGACCUGGAAUGGCGUUCGAGUAGACGACAGGCUGAGAGACUUUCACGACCGGAUCGGCUGGAUUCCCACUUAA